This is a messenger RNA of Suillus subaureus, 771 nucleotides long. RefSeq lists its product as uncharacterized. The record is from RefSeq and is a predicted model, not a curated record. The coding region runs from base 185 to 520 and encodes 111 amino acids. NCBI's taxonomy places the organism in Eukaryota, Fungi, Basidiomycota, Agaricomycetes, Boletales, Suillaceae. The transcript is spliced from 2 exons.
GGGUGUUCGAAGGAACCGCGUGAAGUCUGAAUCCAUGAACCCGCAACUCGCUUCAUGCAACUUCUUGAUAUUAUGAUCAACCCAACCAAACAACCUGCUCUCCCUAUAUAAUGUACAGUGUUCAAGCAACUCAUUUCAAUCCAAACACAAUCAACAAAUCAUCCCUCCUAUUCAACGUACAAUCAUGGUUUUCUACGCAUAUGUCAAAAACAUCACCUCAAACUCGACCUAUCGAUACGUGAUUGUCUUCGCUAGCCGCGCAGUUGCCGAUGAGUGGUGGCGCGCCGUGUCCACUACCAGUGUCGUCAAGUUCUCAGAGAGUAUUCGGCGUGUCAAUGCCCAGUUCUACACCCACGACGUGGGGCAGGCCAACGCCGCCGAUACCCUUACGACGACUGGGGUUGCGACCCAAUUCCUCGGCAAGGUGUUUUUCACAUUGCAGUACGACCUGGGUGGUCGUCUGUUAAGCAUCAUCCCGCCGCUUGAUAAUUUCGUGGACCAUGUUAGCGGAAACUCGUGAGUUAAUUCCUUGCAGCGUGGUCCACAUUUGGUUGAUAGCGGCCCUACCAAAGUUUCUUCAUUCGCUCCAAAGCCGUUCCUCACGAGUACUGGUACUGUCCCCUUCAAGGGACAAAUUCGGUCUAUGCUUCGAGCACCGACCGCACUCGUUUCCGUGUUAGCCGCACCGACAGCGGUACUGCAGGGACCAUUAUAAUUGGCUCUGACGAGAUCGCUAUCACGUUGACCGCCGUCAAUAAGUCCGUUAACGUC